CGGGAGUCGCGCCCCGCCUUCUCCGGAGACUGCCGGGCCGGAGCGGCGGGAGCCCGGACAGCCAGCGCCCGCCGUCGCCCGCCGGGCUCGCACGGGAGAGCGGGGAGGAGAAACUUUGCCUCUUAUUGUUGUUUUUACUCCUUAAGUGUAAGGAACUCUGUUGGGAGGAAGAAUGUCCUUCUUCAAUUUCCGUAAGAUCUUCAAGUUGGGGAGCGAGAAGAAGAAGAAGCAGUACGAACAUGUGAAGAGGGACCUAAACCCCGAGGAGUUUUGGGAAAUUAUAGGAGAAUUGGGCGACGGAGCCUUUGGGAAAGUGUACAAGGCCCAGAAUAAAGAGACCAAUGUUUUAGCUGCUGCAAAGGUGAUUGACACCAAAUCUGAAGAAGAACUUGAAGAUUACAUGGUUGAAAUUGAUAUAUUAGCAUCUUGUGAUCACCCUAAUAUAGUGAAGCUUCUAGAUGCCUUCUAUUAUGAGAACAAUCUUUGGAUCCUCAUUGAAUUUUGUGCAGGUGGAGCAGUGGAUGCUGUGAUGCUUGAGCUUGAGAGACCAUUAACUGAGUCCCAAAUACAAGUAGUUUGUAAGCAGACUUUAGAGGCAUUGAACUACUUACAUGAUAAUAAAAUCAUCCACAGAGACCUAAAGGCUGGAAACAUUCUUUUUACCUUAGAUGGAGAUAUUAAGUUGGCGGAUUUUGGAGUAUCAGCUAAAAACACAAGGACAAUUCAAAGGAGAGAUUCCUUUAUCGGCACACCCUAUUGGAUGGCUCCUGAGGUAGUCAUGUGUGAAACAUCUAAGGACAGACCCUAUGACUACAAAGCUGAUGUUUGGUCCCUGGGUAUCACUUUAAUAGAAAUGGCUGAGAUAGAACCACCUCAUCAUGAAUUAAAUCCAAUGCGAGUGCUGCUAAAAAUAGCAAAAUCUGAGCCCCCUACAUUAGCACAGCCAUCAAAAUGGUCUUCAAAUUUUAAGGACUUUCUAAAGAAAUGCUUGGAAAAGAAUGUGGAUUCCAGGUGGACUACAUCUCAGCUACUGCAGCAUCCCUUUGUGACUGUUGACUCCAACAAACCAAUUCGAGAAUUGAUUGCAGAGGCAAAGGCUGAAGUAACAGAAGAAGUUGAAGAUGGCAAAGAGGAGGAUGAUGAUGAGGAAACAGAAAAUUCUCUGCCAAUACCUGCAAGCAAGCGUGCCUCCUCUGACCUUAGUAUUGCGAGCUCUGAAGAAGAUAAGCUUUCACAAAAUGCUUGUAUUUUGGAAUCUGUCUCAGAAAAAACAGAACGUAAUACUUCUGAAGAUAAAUUUAACAGUAAAAUUCUUACUGAAAAACCCACCACCGAUGAACCUGAAAAUACUGUGGUAGGCAUUAAUGAACAUGUUAAUGAUACUCAUUUAGAAGCUAUGGCUGAACUUCAUAAUAGAGCAACAGUAAUCGAGGAAAAUGGGAGAGAGGAGAAGAGACCCAAGCUUGAAAAUCUACCUGACACAGAAGACCGUGAAACAGUGGACAUUAAUUCAGUCAAUGAAGGAAAAGAAAAUAACAUAAUGAUAACUUCAGAAACAAAUAUUGAACAGAAUCUGAAACCUGAGGAAGAAGGGGAUCAAGAAAAGCAACAGAUAUUUGAAAAUAAGUUUAUAAAAUCUGAAGAAAUUGAAGACACUGCUAUUCAGACAAUGGAUUUAGUUUCUCAGGAGACUGGAGAAAAGGAGGCAGAUAUUCAGGCAAUUGAAAGUGAAGUUGAGUUUACAAAGGAAGACACCCUCGAGGAAUUGGGAAGGGAUGACAAAACUGAAAAAGAUAUGAUCAGUGAUACAAGCAAAGUGAUAGGAACAAAUGAGGCAGAAGACGUUGCUCAGAAGGCAACUGAAAACAGUGCUGAGGAUGCUCAGAGUAAUGAUGGGAAAGAAGUGGGUGAAGUAGGCCAGAUAUUAGUGGUCAAGUCCACAGAGGGUCCUGAGGCUGGUGGUACUGAAGAAGUUUCUAUUAAAGAAAUAGUUGAAACUAAUGAGAUAGAUCAAAACUCUGUAGAAGGUAAAGGUGAGGAACAGUUAAUCAGCAGUUCAGAGAACAUAGUGGAGACCAAUGAGGAGCUCGGGACAAAUGAAGUUGAGAUUACUGAAUCGAGUAGCACUGAAGGAAUGGAGGUCAGAAGUGCGGUGACUGAUAGUGACCAAAAGGCUUUAGGAAGUGAAACUCGGGAUGCUCAUGAAGCCACUGCUCAGAUGGACACAGAGCAGAAAGAUAUCCCGUGCGAAGUGCCAAUUAAGGCAGAACCUCAAGUUCCUGCCACUUCACAGUCCAGUGAACCUCAGCCUGUUCUAAUACCCAGUAUUAAUAUCAACCCUGAAGAUGCAGAAAAUAAAGGAGAAAUAGGUGCUUUAUCAAAAACUGAAACCAUGUUACCAGAAUCUGAGAAUCAAAAGGAAAAUGAUACUGAUUCAGGCACUGGUUCCACUGCUGAUAAUAGCAGCAUUGACUUGAAUUUAUCCAUCUCUAGCUUCCUAAGCAAAACUAAAGACAAUGGAUCAAUAUCUUUACAAGAAACAAGAAGACAAAAGAAAACGUUGAAGAAAACACGCAAAUUUAUUGUUGAUGGUGUCGAAGUGAGUGUAACAACAUCAAAGAUAGUUACAGAUAGUGAUUCCAAAACUGAAGAAUUGAGGUUUCUUAGACGUCAGGAACUUCGGGAAUUAAGAUUUCUUCAAAAAGAAGAGCAAAGAGCCCAACAGCAGCUCAAUGGCAAACUGCAACAACAGCGAGAGCAAAUUUUCCGGCGUUUUGAGCAGGAGAUGGUGAGCAAGAAACGACAAUAUGACCAAGAGAUUGAGAAUCUAGAAAAACAGCAGAAACAGACUAUUGAACGUCUAGAACAAGAACACACAAAUCGCUUACGAGAUGAAGCCAAACGCAUUAAAGGUGAACAAGAGAAAGAGUUGUACAAAUUUCAGAAUAUGUUAAAGAACCGAAAGAAAGAGGAACAAGAGUUUGUUCAGAAGCAACAACAAGAAUUAGAUGGCUCUCUGAAAAAGAUCAUCCAACAGCAGAAGGCAGAGUUAGCCAAUAUUGAAAGAGAGUGCCUGAAUAACAAACAACAGCUCAUGAGAGCUAGAGAAGCUGCAAUUUGGGAGCUUGAAGAACGACACUUACAAGAAAAACACCAGCUGCUCAAACAGCAACUUAAAGAUCAGUAUUUUAUGCAAAGACAUCAGCUACUUAAGCGCCAUGAGAAGGAAACAGAACAAAUGCAGCGUUACAAUCAACGACUUAUUGAGGAGUUGAAAAACAGACAGACUCAAGAAAGAGCAAGACUGCCUAAGAUUCAGCGCAGUGAAGCCAAGACUCGCAUGGCCAUGUUUAAGAAGAGUUUGAGAAUUAACCCAACAGCAACACCAGAUCAGGAUCGUGAAAAAAUUAAACAAUUUGCCUCUCAAGAAGAAAAGAGGCAGAAAAAUGAGAGAAUGGCUCAGCAUCAAAAACAUGAAAAUCAAAUGCGGGAUCUUCAGCUGCAGUGUGAAGCCAAUGUCCGAGAACUGCAUCAGCUGCAGAAUGAAAAAUGCCACCUCUUGGUUGAGCAUGAGACUCAGAAACUAAAGGAGUUAGAUGAGGAACACAGCCAAGAAUUAAAGGAAUGGAGAGAGAAAUUGAGACCUAGGAAAAAGACACUGGAAGAGGAGUUUGCUAGGAAACUACAGGAACAGGAAGUGUUCUUUAAAAUGACCGGGGAGUCUGAAUGCCUUAACCCAUCAACACAGAGCCGGAUUUCCAAAUUCUAUCCUAUUCCUAGCUUGCAUUCCACUGGAUCGUAACAAUGGGAAGCAUUCUGUGGUUGGGUUUGUCUUCUUAAGUAUGUCAUUCUGUUCUCUUCAUCUUCUGCCAUAGUCUGUAUCAGAGAGCUCACGAAGACAAUCACCUGCCUCACCUUCCAGAUGUUUUUUUGUUUGUUUUGUUUAGCAAAGAUAAAGGGAAAGGCACUAAGACAGAUGCUGGGCCAUGCUGGCAAAGUAGCAUCUUGCAGUAAUUCCCUAAGGUGAUUUUUGUAUAUAAUCUUAAAAAUUGUGUUGUUUAGAUACUGUUACCUGAAAAACUGGUAGAGAGAUAAUGUUUAAAGUUAUUUAAAAAAACCCUGUUACGUCACUUAAGUAUUACUGAAUAUCUUUUUUCCUGACUUAACUUCUCAAUGAUGCCUAAAAUCUAUAGUUGAAACUGCUGUAGAGAGUUGGAUUAAUUUUUUGGUGAAUCAGCUCUCAUGAAAAAACUAUGAGUUGCUCAAAAUAUGAUAUUGAUUCAGUAAAUAAAUUUGUUACCUUUAAAUGUUAGCAUCAAACUCUUUUAAAAGAGAAAAAUUAUUUCAAUAAUUUGUCUAAAAUACCUGUUUAGACAUGAGCUAAUAAUUAAGGGUGCUGGUUUUAUUAAAAUAGUGCCUAAAACACUAAAUUUCAGUUGAGUCUAAAAUUGCAUUUCCUUUUUUGAUUCAACAGGGACAAAACACCCUUAGCAUUAAGCAUUAUUUUUUAAAUCUUGCUCCUAUUACCAAUUGAUAGAAAUUUUCAUCCUAAAGUAUAUGUUGUACAAAGUUGGAAAGAUGAAAAAAAUAAACGGUAGCUUUUAGAUGUCCAAAUUGGAAAUGUAAAACUCACCAAAUGAAAAAAAAUACGGAUAUAGCUAUCUCAGCUUAUUUCCUAAAAUAAUACAUGAGCUGGUUAAAUGAAUUCUCCCAUCUUAGCAAAUUCUGUUUAAAACUGUUGGAGGCUGGCAGGCUCUGGGUUAUAUUUAUGAAUAUAUUUUUAUGAAAUUAAUCUUAAAAGAGGCAUUUGUUCAGAAUAGUUUUUAAGAAUUUAAAAUAUUUAGGCAAAUAUCAGAAAUGACUUUUCGUUGUUUUGAGAUCAAGUCAUUUAUAUUUUGGUUUUGUUUUGUUCCAUGUUUAAAUUAUUUACUUUGAUUUGAGUGGGAAAAGCCUGAAACCUUUAUCAUGAGGGUGCUGAUACGUGUAAUUAUUAAUGAAAUGUUCACUCUAGUCCCUUUUGAGGGUUAGAAUUUCAAGCACGUGUCAGCUCGAAACAGUAUUAUAAACCGUAUUUCGGGUGUGAGACAGUCCAUUUGUAGACGAAGCUUGCUGCCUGCCAUGUGCGCCUGUUCUGUCAUGAGUGCCAGGUACCAAAUUGUAGAAAUUUCAGUUUUUCGUUAUAUUACAUUUGAGGCUCGUGAAAAAUGCAAAUGCAACUUUGUGGGAACACUGAUUCAUGUUAAGAAAAUGUAAAUAUCUGUAGCACUUUCUUGCAGUUAAUUUGAAAACUUUGAAUGCUGAACCUUAUUUUUUCAGUGGUUUAGAUGAUUUAAAAAUGCAUGUGAUUUUAAUUUUGUAAUUGUUUUGACAAGCAUAAUUUACUUGGACAACUUUGUAGGUAGCCUUAACUUCUGGCCAAGUUUGUUUUUUAUAUAAAUAUAUAUACAUAUAUAUAUUAUGUAUGGUUGUAAAUUCAUACACUUAUCACAUGAAUGUGUUACUGUAUACGAAACUCUUUUAAUGCUUUAUUCUCAAAUGCUGGGUUGAAAAAUGUUUUGAAAGACUUUUAAAAUAUAUAUCUUUAUAAAGUAAUGUUCAGGGUGAUGAUGGAAAUUGUUUAUAUUGUUAUGAUAGAAAUGACAGUAUAAUGUUACCCAGUGUAUUUAAUGAUUUAUUUGAAGAGGGAGAGAGGAAGAAAGUUCUCAUACCACUUUCUCCUUUGAAAUUUUCAGUUUAUUGGCUUUUUAAAAAUUAAUACUUCAGGCAGUGGACAUUUUUUCAGUAUCGUUUAAAGGAUAUCCUGUGUGCUGAAUAGUUUAUGGCACAUAAUUAAUUUGGUCUGAAUAUUUGGUUUUCUUCCUUUCAAGUUGACAGAGUAUUGAAUAAAGAGGCUCAGAGUAGAACGAUUGACACGCUGGUAAGUUUGUUAGCACCUCUUGCAUCUCCCGUAAAACUGCCCUUUGGAUUCCUUGUUCACGCUCGAGUUCUCUUUCAAAAGUGACCAGACCAUGUGCAUGUAGGAGCAGGACUACAGAAUGAUAUUCAUGUAGAGGUAAAAACCUUCAUUUUAAUACUUAAAGUUACAUAAAUCUUUUCAAAAGGUAUUUUGUUGUAUAGACCAUGCUGUUUGUACCCAUCCCUGCCCACUUCUUGCUGUAGGCCCUGUAUUCACGUACAGAAGUGUGAUCCUUCUCUCUUGCAUGAAGUGUAGGUGGGGGGUUGGGGAGGGACACAGACAUCUUUGAAAUCAAAGAGUGCAGUCAAAGGCAUUCCUGAGUUGGUGGUUUUGUUGCUGUGGCAGAAUGUGCUAUGAAAUGCAUAGAAGAAAUUCUCCAUGUGUGCCCCCUAAUUACUCAGCCUCCCCUCCUCUCCCUGCGUGCUGUGGACACGCCAGGCCACCACGCUUCUGCAGGUCUAGCUCAUGGAGCUCGUUGCACCAGGUUGCCUUUCCUAGUCCUGUCAAUCCAUGGUCGGGUGUGAAUUGCUGAAUUAGCCGCUAUACUAUAUGGACUCACAGUUAAGCUUUUUCUUACCAUGUUCUAUGGGGAAGCUAUAGGGUGGGUAAGGAGGAAAUUUGGAGUGCUUAUACCUUGCUGAAAAUGUUGAAACUUUCCUGUGACAGGAUACAGCAAAUUGUAAUUAAAUAUAAACCAGAACCAGAGCUACCUCUAAGUAGUGUUUCCUCAAGCACAAAGCUCUCAGGCAUAUGAGACCCACUGUGAUGGAGGGUCUCUGAUCUCUUGAGCAUCAGUGAGUUUCAGAAGUGAUUGUCUUUUGUAGUCUCCUAGUUCCCUUGUAACUACACACUUUUUUCCCCAUUCCACACUGUGCUUAAAUGACAAAGACUCUUCUGAGAAGCCAAAUUCUGUCAAAUGAUUAGCUAGAGAUAUUGUUGAUUACAGGGAAAUGUAGAGCUGUGAGGUGGAGGCGGCGAGCUCUGUAGUUCCAGUUCUAAUAGGCUUCUGGUUGAAUAAAUCAGUUCUUUCCUGGGAAAUGAUCUUUUAUAGGAAAUGGGAUAUUUUAAAUGCUUUUCUUAAGUUGAAGGCACAACAGUUAAUGCCACUACUGUUGCUAUCCUGUGGCUGACAUGGUUUUGAUACAGCUUUAAAACUUCUGUUACCAAGCUUGGGGUAGAAUGUGAUACCAGUUUUAAAUGUUGGCUGUAGCUUUUUAUAAUCCUUCUCUGAUUUGCAGUGUAAUAACUUCACAAGCUAAAUUUUCAGAAAGAAUUUUGUUUCAGAAAAUGCCUCUUGUCUAUUUGGGAGCAACAUGUCUUUUCAAUCAUGGGGUUGGCAAAUGAAAAAUAAAGUUAUUUCUUACUCUA
Lagenorhynchus albirostris (white-beaked dolphin) is the source of this 7324-nucleotide messenger RNA. RefSeq names its product STE20 like kinase (gene SLK). Gene Ontology annotation, molecular function: protein serine/threonine kinase activity; ATP binding; protein binding. The coding region runs from base 173 to 3802 and encodes 1209 amino acids. Gene Ontology annotation, biological process: protein phosphorylation. The transcript is spliced from 18 exons. The record is from RefSeq and is a predicted model, not a curated record. Lineage: Eukaryota; Metazoa; Chordata; Mammalia; Artiodactyla; Delphinidae.